This is a messenger RNA of Phytophthora nicotianae INRA-310, 3619 nucleotides long. RefSeq lists its product as hypothetical. Gene Ontology annotation, molecular function: ubiquitin protein ligase activity. The transcript is spliced from 3 exons. The record is from RefSeq and is a predicted model, not a curated record. Lineage: Eukaryota; Oomycota; Peronosporomycetes; Peronosporales; Peronosporaceae. Bases 88 to 1404 code for a protein of 438 amino acids. Gene Ontology annotation, biological process: positive regulation of ERAD pathway.
UGGAAAUCUGAUUAUCAGAUACCUUUGAUUGGAUGAAAAUCCAGUUCUCUAUGGAUUUAUCGUCAUUCCGUGAAUAGAAUUCUGAAUAUGGCGGAGAGGAGUGACCUCGCUUUAGGUGGCAGCACCGACGCCCAGACAGUUGACAGCAGCGACACAGUCACCAACGUCCCUCUCGAGACGCAGACUACUACGUCCACGUCGGUCGCGUCGUCUGUAUCAUCUUCUGUGCCGCGCACUAGUCGUCUAAACAUGGGCCUACCAACACCCACUUCUCCGUCUAGCGACGCGUUGCCACGGCCCCAUCGCCACGUACAGCGCUCCACGUCAGACACAGAGGUGGAGAGACGCACUCCUUAUGAUCCUGCGCUUCGGGGCUUCGUGGGACGCAGAAACAGCGCAUCAUUCGACCCCGAGAACGACCCCGAGGACGCAGAGCUGCUACGACAGAGGCUACUGGCCGCGACAUUAAGCACACCCGUUAGCGGGGACGCUGUGAGCUCGAGACUAUUGCAGGCUCUGCCUCAGCUGACCAUCGGCCAGUUCUUACAGGAUUUAAACAGUCAGACGCCACCAUGGAGGGGCUUCGCAGCAGGGAGACAGGAAUCCGACGAGAAUGCAGCCCAAGUGGACGAAACAGGGAGACUGCUGCCUCCUGAGGGACAAAGAGAGGGCUCUCCACCCAGAACUCGACGGAGAUUAAGCUCCGAGUCGUCCAUGUACAGCAUGUCAACCAGUGGAGAUUUCGAACGUAGUGAUAGUAAUGCGGCACAAUCAGGGGAUACAUCGGAAACUACUACUCCUACGCGGCCCACUGCACGCGCAGGGAGGACGAGACGGAACUCGGAGGAAGAAGGAGAGGACCAGACGGCGCUGGACGAACUGCAGGCUCUUUUCCGACGCUGCCACAACUCGCUCCCAUUUGUGGCACUUUUCCUCAUUUAUUUUGCGUAUCAACAUGCGACUGGCAUUUUAGUGUUCGUUGUCGGCACAGUGGCGGUGAUGGGACUUGAUCAGCGCAUGCGAGCGCAGGUCGCGCUAAAGGACAAGGCCAAUAGUUGGCAUCUUCUUGGGAUUGUAGCCAUGUGCGCGAUUGACAUGGUAGCGAUAUGCUCGGUGGAUGGCCAGCCGAAUCCUUUGCAUCAUUUCUCCCAGAUACUCCACUCGACAACGACUCAGGGUAGUGGCAGUGAUACUGGACUUCUCUCGACGGGAGGAAUCUUCUGGCAGGUGCUGUGGACGGUACUUGUUAACGGUAUGUGCUGUGUCAAUCAUGCUGCAGUUAACGGAGUGUCUAAAUUCUUAUUUGUUGGUUGCAGACUUCCUAAUUCGGCUAUGGAGUAUCGUCGUGAAGGCGUUUGUAGCUGGUGCCAAGUCGGAUCGAUUCCACUGCGACAGGAAAUAUAGAGAUGAAAUUCAGACGAAUGAGGAUCAGUCUUCAUCAGCCAUAGCGAUAGACGAAGAAGGCGACAGUACUACGGUGGAAACGCCACUUACGCAGCGCGUAGUUUCGACCGUUGCCUUCUAUCGGAGAAAGCGGAAAUUGUAUGGGCUCAUUGAGAUGUGCUCAAUCUUCCUCCGAUCGCUGCUUGCUAGCAUCCCAUGGUGCAGUUUUUACCAGCUCUGUGCCUCCAAGUUCAUGGCCGACGUAUUUACCUUUGCUUACGUCUUUAUCAAGGGUUUGAUUCUCGCAACUCAAGGCCGUCGUAUCUUCAUCCUCGCACGCUCCUUCGUUACGUUGGGACUCGAGUUCGGUGUAUACGUCACUCACGACGAACUAGUGGAAGCGGGAUCUCCGGACUGCUCGAUCUGCUACGAGACUAUGCGUCAGCCAGUCAAGCUCGCGUGCUCGCACAUGUUCUGUGAAGAAUGUGUGACAGAGUGGUUCGACCACGAACGUUCGUGCCCUUUAUGCCGAGCCAGUGUGGGAUCAGGGCCGUCCGCAGAAGAAAACAUCAAGCCCCAGUUUUUGGAUGGUCGUACGAGUCUCGUGCCGCAGCUCCUGUAGACCAAAUCUUACGACCAAAUUCUGCUAUUUCUCACCUAUUAAUCCCAUCAACUUAGAUGCAGGUAAUGGUGACUGUGCCGGGUGCUGAAAGCUGCCCCAAUGUGAACGGCCUCGCCAAAGUUCCUUCAAGAACCGCCCACUCCCUCAAACUAUCACGAGGUGAGUCCAUCGUCGAAUCAAGCACAGAGGCUUCAGUUCCAUCCGUAGCAAACGAUGGAGACCUUGGCGUCAACUCGAUGACCUUGAACUGCAUGCAGACCUGGACUUCCACCUGGAACAUUCCUUUAGCAAUAUCACUGGUGAUCCGCAUCUGAACGGGUCGAGCAUCUUGGGAAACUGGACAAAUAGACACGUGUUCUUGUUGACAGAAGAAGCUGAUGGCGUCGUAGAUGUCACCGCCACUUUGAGUUCGAGAACUGCCUUGUAGCACUCGCUCGACAAACGCAAGAGCUCGAGCCUCGCAGUUCUUGGCAAAGCGAUGUGCUGGUGACGAUGGUUGGUGUGUAGCUCCAGGAAUUCGGUACUGUGACGUGGUUGCUUGCUCGAAAGUCAACACUUUGUUGACCAUAUACUUGACCACCUCUGACACGCUGUCAGAUUCCACGUUGUAGUCUUCGAAAGGGUUGGCAGCACUGAAGAGAUGACCAUCCAAGAGCACUUUAUCACGAUCGAGAUCUUUGACAAUCUGAAUCAUACUCAAAUUGGCACUUGCUCGACGUUGCAGAGGCUGAUCAAGUCGAUUGCGAAGCCAACUGAGUGAGACGGAAACCGGGAAAUGACGUUCCAGAUUCUCCCGGUAUCGUUCUAAGCAUUACACAAGUGAGAUACUGGUGCACGCACAGCUACAAGCACGUGAAUGUAAAGAGCGUACCGAUGGUCGGAGCUUCCCGAAGAGCGCGUUCAAGUCGAUGGAGAUGAUAUCUGCACACUCGAUCCAGCGCCCAGACCCACUCGUCGACUUGUGUUUCAGCGUCCAUGUCUGUCUUGAUCUCUCCAGCUCCAGCAGUUGGUACUUCGAAGAUGAACGAUUCGUACGGCACAGGCGCUCUCGUGGGGAAUAAGCUCUCAGUAUCGUUAGAGCCACUCAUCUGCGUUUUAUAAGGUACGAGCAGUUGAAAGCGGUGGAAGAUCUUUGCUCUUGGCAACUCGCCAUCAUCCGCUAUUUCUUCAUUGCCUGGCGAUUUGGGAACAAGUCUCCUGACUUGACAGCCUUGCAGCCGGAUAACUCUGGUGGUUGGUUCUACUUGAAAUGCAUCCGAGAUCAUUCCCAUUAAUGAUGCAGUAGACGGCAGCGCAAACCUCGACGAUGGAGGAUUUGGAGGAGCGCUGGCGGUUGGUUGACGGACAGGAGUCAUCUCAAAUUUGCUCUGGUCUUCUGAUAACGAACACUGCAUCAGUUGGGCAGUUGGUCUUGCGCCAAAAAGGGCUUUAACUGCUGUGCUGCCGCCUACUACGCCUGGAUCGCUUGUCGGGGACGAAGCUAGCAAGACCAAACGUCCACUUUUAAGGUGUUUGCUAGGUUCGAGCUUCUCAGCGCUCAUAGCCUUGAGGGUGUUUCCCAACUCAACGUACAAUACAUCCAUGCCUGCUUCACUGAUCUGGUUCUCUCGUCCC